UUUGUCUUUUUUUUUUUUUUUUUGUAUUUCGAGUAUGGGUGCUUCACAGUCUACAGUAAAAGAACCUGUUAUUUUCUAUAAUCCCAAUGUUCCUCUUCAGUUCUCUCAUAGUUUAGUCGGGUCGAUUGAGAAGAAGGCUGAACAAACAGCCGAAAAGAUGGAAGCGCGUCAUGUCGAAUCAGUUGUGCGUCAACGUGUUGCUGAAGAAUUAGAAAAGAUACAACAAACACAAGCAGAAUUAAAAGAAUCUAUUUAUGUUGACUUGACUCAAACCAAGGCUGAAAAAGAAGUGGAAAGUGAGCCUAUUACUCAAAUGAUUUCCAGACCCAUGGCCAAACAGGUGCCUGAAAAUAUCAAGAAAUACCAAGACGAAUUGAUGGCUUGUUACAAUCAAAACAAGGACAAAUCACUCAAUUGCUGGAAGCAAGUAGCUGAUUUCAAACAAGCAGUUGUUGAAGAACAAACUAAGCUUGUUUCUUCAAUGUAACAUAAUAAUAAACAUCCAUGUUAUCAGGACAACAAAAAAAGACAGUCGUUCAUGUGGCUUGUUCAAACUAUAAAAAGACGAGUUAAAUUCAGAAAUUGUUUUUUUUCUUUGCAUUUAACACCUACCUCUAUCCUG
Messenger RNA from Gilbertella persicaria, 622 nucleotides. RefSeq lists its product as uncharacterized. NCBI's taxonomy places the organism in Eukaryota, Fungi, Mucoromycota, Mucoromycetes, Mucorales, Choanephoraceae. Bases 35 to 487 code for a protein of 150 amino acids. The transcript has 4 exons. The record is from RefSeq and is a predicted model, not a curated record.